This is a messenger RNA of Arxiozyma heterogenica, 2982 nucleotides long. It is a transcript of the gene PFK1, whose product is annotated as 6-phosphofructokinase subunit alpha. The transcript has a single exon. Bases 1 to 2982 code for a protein of 993 amino acids. Gene Ontology annotation, molecular function: 6-phosphofructokinase activity; fructose-6-phosphate binding; identical protein binding. Gene Ontology annotation, cellular component: mitochondrion; cytoplasm; 6-phosphofructokinase complex. NCBI's taxonomy places the organism in Eukaryota, Fungi, Ascomycota, Saccharomycetes, Saccharomycetales, Saccharomycetaceae. Gene Ontology annotation, biological process: fructose 1,6-bisphosphate metabolic process; canonical glycolysis; fructose 6-phosphate metabolic process. The record is from RefSeq and is a predicted model, not a curated record.
AUGUCUGGCAAAGAACCUUGCUAUGGUGUCGCUUUCAGAUCUUUAGUGACCAGUGACGAAGAUCUUUUCAAAAAAACUGUCCAGUUUUAUCAUUCCUUAGGUUUCGCCACUAUCAAGGAUUUCAACAAGUUUAAACACGGCGAAAACUCUCUUCUAGCUUCCGGUACUUCUGAAGAUUCUUUAAGAGAAGUUUGGUUAGAAUCCUUUAAAUUAAGUGAAAUCGAUGCUGCUGGCUUCCGUGUUCCACAACAAGAAGCUUCCAAUAAAGAACAAUCUCAAGGUGCUUUGUUAAAGAUUCGUCUUGCUAUUAAAAAGGACGAAAUUCCAUUCACUCAAGAUUCUUUGGAAAUCACCUAUUUCUCUACUGAAUUACAGACUUUAUUAUCUAACUUCCAACCAGCUAAGAUUAAUGACAACUUAUUCUCUUUAGUCGAUCCAUUAGAUAAUAAAAUCUUCUUCACCAAUUUCGCUUCUCCAUUAGAUAACCAACCAACUUCUAAAGAAUUCUUCUUGAACCCCAUCGAUUCUAAGACCAAUUCUGCAUCUUCCAACGCUACCUCCACCUCCUCUACUAGCGAAGAUGCCUUGACUAAAUUAAAGACCUCUUUGGGCUCUUUGAAACCUAAGAAGAAGAUUGCAGUCAUGACCUCUGGUGGUGACUCUCCAGGUAUGUGUGCUGCUGUUCGUGCCGUCGUUCGUACUGGUAUCCAUUUCGGUUGUGACGUUUACGCUGUAUACGAAGGUUACGAAGGUUUGUUAAGAGGUGGUGAACUUUUAAAGAAGAUGAAAUGGGAAGACGUCAGAGGUUGGUUGUCUGAAGGUGGUACUUUAAUCGGUACUGCUCGUUCUAUGGAAUUCAGAAAGAGAGAGGGUCGUAAGAGAGCUGCUGGUAAUUUGAUUAGAGAAGGUAUUGAUGCUCUUGUUGUCUGUGGUGGUGAUGGUUCUCUAACUGGUGCCGAUUUAUUCAGAUCUGAAUGGCCAUCUCUGGUUGAAGAAUUGGUUGCUGAUGGUGCUUUCACUGAACAACAAGUCGCUCCAUACAGAAACCUAACCAUUGUCGGUCUUGUUGGUUCCAUCGAUAACGAUAUGUCUGGUACUGAUUCUACCAUUGGUGCUUACUCUGCCUUGGAAAGAAUCUGUGAAAUGGUCGACUACAUCGAUGCUACUGCUAAAUCCCACUCUAGAGCCUUCGUUAUCGAAGUCAUGGGUAGACACUGUGGUUGGUUAGCCUUAAUGGCCGGUAUUGCUACUGGUGCUGACUACAUCUUCAUCCCAGAAAGAGCUGUACCACACGGUAAAUGGCAAGAAGAAUUGAAACAAGUUUGUCAAAGACACAGAGAGAAGGGUAGAAGAAACAACACCAUUAUUGUCGCUGAAGGUGCUUUAGAUGAUCAAUUAAACCCAGUCACCGCUGAACAAGUCAAGGAUGCUUUAAUCGACUUAGGUUUAGAUACUAAGGUCACCAUCUUGGGUCAUGUUCAAAGAGGUGGUACUGCUGUAGCCCACGACAGAUGGUUAGCUACUUUACAAGGUGUUGAUGCUGUCAAGGCCGUCUUGGAAAACACCCCAGAAACCCCAUCUCCAUUGAUUGGUAUCUUGGAAAACAAAAUUAUCAGAAUGCCAUUGGUCGAAUCAGUCAAAUUAACUAAGUCUGUUGCUGAAGCCAUCGAAAACAAGGACUUUGACAAGGCUAUCAGUUUAAGAGACACCGAAUUCAUCGAACUUUAUGAAAAUUUCUUAUCUACUACUGUUAAGGAUGAUGGUUCCCAAUUAUUACCAGACAAUGAAAGAUUGAACAUUGGUAUUGUCCAUGUCGGUGCCCCAUCUGCUGCUUUAAAUGCUGCUACAAGAGCUGCCACUCUUUACUGUUUAUCCCAUGGUCACAAACCAUACGCUAUCAUGAACGGUUUCAGUGGUUUAAUCCAAACUGGUAACGUUAAAGAGUUAUCUUGGAUCGACGUUGAAAACUGGCACAACAUGGGUGGUUCUGAAAUUGGUACUAACAGAUCCGUUGCUGCUGAAGAUAUGGGUACCAUUGCUUACUACUUCCAAAAGUUCAAAUUUGACGGUUUAAUUAUCCUUGGUGGUUUCGAAGGUUUCAAAUCCUUGAAACAAUUGAGAGAUGGUAGAAAAGAACACCCAAUUUUCAACAUCCCAAUGACUUUGAUUCCAUGUACCAUCUCCAACAAUGUUCCAGGUACUGAAUACUCCUUGGGUGUUGACACCUGUUUGAACUACUUGGUUAACUACACUGAUGACAUCAAGCAAAGUGCUUCUGCUACCAGAAGAAGAGUCUUUGUUGUGGAAGUUCAAGGUGGUCACUCAGGUUACAUCGCCUCCUUCACUGGUUUAGUUACUGGUGCUGUCUCUGUCUACACUCCAGAAGAUAAGAUCAAUUUGGCUUCUAUCAGGGAAGAUUUAACCUUAUUAAAAGAGAACUUCAGACACGAUAAGGGUGAAAACAGAAAUGGUAAGAUUGUUAUCAGAAAUGAAGAGGCUUCUAGUGUCUACAGCACUGAAUUGAUUGCCAAUAUUAUCUCUGAACAAAGCAAGGGUGUAUUCGGUGUCAGAACUGCCAUCCCAGGUCACGCUCAACAAGGUGGUGUACCAUCUUCUAAGGACAGAGUCACUGCUUCUAGAUAUGCUGUCAAAUGUUGUAAAUUCAUUGAAAACUGGAACAAGAAAAACCAAGCUAAAUCUCCCGACUCUGAUGUUCACAUAUUGAGAUUCACCUUCAAUGCUCAAGGUGAAAAGAUUUCUACAGUCGAAAACGAAGAUGACUCUGCUGCGGUUAUUUGUGUUAACGGUUCUAAGAUCUCCUUCAAACCAAUUGCCCACCUAUGGGAAAACGAAACUGACGUGGAAUUAAGAAAGGGUCAAGAAGUCCAUUGGAAUGAAUUCAACAAGAUCAGCGACAUUCUUUCCGGUAGAUUAAAAUUAAGAGCCGAAGUGGCUGCUGCUGAAAACCAACGCCGCUUCUAA